AUGUCUGAACCCUACCUGCAGCCGGUGUCCGAGCCUAUCGUUUCAAGUGAGAGGUUUAUUGCGACGGAUACACAAGUCCUAGUCCUGAAGGAAAGGAUACUCUCUCUUUCUGGAGAUAACUUUGAUAUUACACUUGGGGAUGGGAUGCCACUUUUGAAAGUAACUGGUGCUUUGUUAUCGGUUCCCGGGCGUAAGAAAGUCAAAGACAUGCAUCGCAACCUUCUCUUCGAUAUCCGCAAGGAGCAUAUGCACGUUCAUACUACAUAUGUGAUGGAAGAUCCCGGUCGUAACAAGAUAUGCGAGAUCAGGAACAGUCACAAAUUCAUUGGGUCGAAAGCCACGGCUAUCUAUACUGACCGGUACGGCAAGCAAGUCUUGUUGGUAAUGAAAGGAAACUGGAACGCUCGUGCUGCCCAGAUCGUUAAUGAAAGUACUGAAGAACCAGUCGCUCGCAUUUCCAGGAAACGUUUUACCGCUCGUCAUAUUUUCUUUGGCCAGGACACCUACAACGUGACUGUGGCACCUGGUGUGGAUAUGCCAAUGGUGGCUGGUUUGUGUAUCUGCUUCGAUGAGAAGAACAAUGAUUAG
Aspergillus eucalypticola CBS 122712 is the source of this 588-nucleotide messenger RNA. RefSeq lists its product as uncharacterized. The transcript has 2 exons. Bases 1 to 588 code for a protein of 195 amino acids. Lineage: Eukaryota; Fungi; Ascomycota; Eurotiomycetes; Eurotiales; Aspergillaceae. The record is from RefSeq and is a predicted model, not a curated record.